CGUAGCUACUGCGCAUGACUCUGAUUUGCUCGCGUAAAGUAGGCCUGGCCUAAAUGUUUUCAUCCUUUUCGCUGCCGAAAAUGCGCUCGAUCGGCCGCCGAACGAAGCUAAAAAAUGUCUAAACUGCGAUAUAAAUAGCAUUACGCUAUCUGAAGGCGCAUAGUGAGAGUGUGUGGUUUUUGCGCGACCAGAACGAGCUUCCGCUACGCCUCGAGAGUCAUAAGGCCCGCUGACCCAUAUUCGCGGGAGCGCUCGAGGAAGUGCGCGCAUGAAAUUCACCAUUGCAUUUCUUAUUAUUGCACCACCGUGACUAUUCAUCGCAGCGCUGCAUCGUGAUUCACUGACCGAAGGAACUCCGACCUGACCGAGCAUCUUUGUGGAUGUACGUUCACAUUGGCAGGUCCUCUUCACCAAUGUCUUCCCAACGUGUGAGGCCUUUUUUAUCGCCCGACUGAUCCAUGAGACCGAGUUAUCAUGAGCUCCAGAGACAGGGAUGAUGGCAGUAUUUUUGAUGGGCUCAUGGAGGAAGAUGAGAAAGAUAAGGCGAAACGAGUUUCGAGGAAUAAGUCGGAGAAGAAAAGGCGGGACCAGUUCAACGUCCUCAUUAAAGAACUUGGGACCAUGCUGCCUGGAAACACACGAAAGAUGGACAAGUCUACGAUUUUGCAAAAAAGCAUAGACUACCUGCGCAAGAACAAAGAAAACGCUGCACAAUCGGAAUCGAGUGACAUCAAGCAGGAUUGGAAACCUCCGUUUCUCAGCAAUGAGGAGUUUUCGCAGCUGAUGCUGGAGGCACUGGAUGGAUUCUUCCUCGUGAUGCUGACAGAUGGAUAUAUCAUUUACAUCUCAGAAAGCGUAACCUCUUUACUGGAGCAUCUUCCUUCGGACCUUAUGGAUCAGAACCUUCUAAACUUUCUUCCAGUGGUGGAUCAUGGAGAAGUGUAUAAAGCCCUUUCCUCACAACCAGACAUUGAAAACCUCAACUCUGAUUACCUCAAGUCCAAGAACCAGAUGGAGUUUUGUUGUCACAUGCUCAGAGGUUCUGUGGAUCCCAAGAAACCGCCUGUAUAUGAAUAUGUUAAGUUUAUCGGCAACUUUAAGUCACUUGUCAACAUGCCUCAAAAAACCCGUAAUGGCCUUGAGGGAAUUCUGCAGCAUUCGUUGCAGCCAGCCUUCGAUGAUCAACUCUGUUUUAUUGCGACUGUGCGGCUUGCAAAGCCCCAAUUCAUCAAAGAAAUGUGCAUGGUGGAGGAGCCCAAUGAAGAAUUCACAUCUCGACACAGUCUGGAGUGGAAGUUCCUUCUAUUAGAUCACAGAGCUCCACCUAUCAUUGGCUAUAUGCCGUUUGAGGUAUUGGGAACAUCAGGCUAUGACUAUUAUCAUGUAGAUGACCUGCAUUCACUGGCCAAAUGCCAUGAGCACUUAAUGCAGUUUGGAAAAGGGAAGUCGUGCUAUUAUCGCUUUUUAACCAAAGGACAACAGUGGAUUUGGCUCCAGACUAACUACUACAUCACAUACCACCAGUGGAACUCAAGGCCAGAGUUUAUUGUGUGCACACACACUGUUGUCAGUUAUGCUGAGGUGCGAGCAGAGAGGAGGAGAGAGAUGGGAAUAGAGGAAUCUCCUCCUGAACUCACAGCGGACAAGAUAUCUGGCUCUGAAACGCAGUUAAACAACAGUCUGAAGAAGGUACUAGAGCGUUUCAGUGACAGUCGCUCGCCCUCCACCUCCUCCAGGAGCUCACACAAGUCCUCACACACCGCCAUCUCUGAUAACACCUGCACAUCAACACCUUCAAAGCUGCAUAUGGAUGUGAGCAGUUCCCCUCGGCCUGCCACCGUGGAUAUGAUAUCACAGCGCCGCUCCUCUGUCAGCACACAGUCCAUGAGUUCCCAGAACACCACUCAGACUGACUCUCCAGUCCAAAUCAGCCAACAAACACAACAUCAACAACAACAACCUCAACAACCACAGCAGGUUCAGCCUAAUGCUUUGUUCUCAGCACAGCUGAAUGCGAUGCAGCACCUGAAGGAGCAGCUGGAGCAAAGAACACGCAUGAUAGAAGCCAACAUUCAAAAGCAGCAGGAGGAGCUGAGACAGAUUCAUGAGCAGCUGCAGAGAGUACAGGGACCUCAGAUGAUCCUGCAGCAGCCGGCUCAGGGUGGUGGGCCUAGUGUGCUGUUGCCACAAGUUGGAGGAGCACAGAACAACAUUUUAGGCAUUGGGACUCAGGCUAGCGUUGUAGCGAUACAGGGCCAAAAUGUGACAAGUACAGCGCACAGCGGAUCUGCUCCACAGCAGCAAACACUUCCACAGCAACAGACUCCUCGAUCCCUGCAGCAGAAUCUACAGAGCUCUUCUGUAACUCAGUGCGGUCCUGUGUAUAAUACCAUGAUGAUCAGCCAACCUGCCAAUGCCAAUGUUGUGCAGAUACCCAGCAAUCUGGCACCGAAAAUCAGUCAAGCCAAUGCAAUUAACAGGUUUCCAGCCGGGCAGCAGUUGGUCACAAAGAUUGUGACGGCUCCAAUGGCGUGUGGCGCAGUCAUGGUGCCCACGUCGAUGUUUAUGGGUCAGGUGGUGACCGCGUACAGUCCGUUUACACAACAACAGGGUCAGACGCAGACCAUAACACUGCAGACGCAGCCCACCGUGCCUGCAGACCAGCAGACUCAGGCUGCCACAUUACAGAGUCAACAGCAGGGGGCGACACAGCAGUCAACAAAACAGCAGCAACCCUUUUUACAGAGCACACGUCUUCUCCAUGGCAACCAGCCCACACAACUGAUCCUGCAGGCUUUCCCUAUUCAGCAGCAGAGCACAUUUACUCCAUCACAACAACAACAACAACAGCAGCAACUGAAACCACACACUCAGAAACCCCAGAAACAAACGGCCUCCUCUCAUCAGACGGACAGCGCUAGUGCCCAGUCUCAGUAACGUGAUUGGCCAAUCAUCGUCUCUUUAUUGGUGCUGUAAUAAUCCAAAAGCUCUUACUAUAAAAAGGGCAGCAUUUUUCAGAAAAGGAACUCCCUCAACGUGGCAGCUGCGUGGAACACAACACCGCCAGAUGGACACUGUGGCAACCGUGCGGAAACGCUUCACCCGACCGACAGGUGGUUGCCAAACUCAUUAUUUAUUUCAACAACAGUGCGCAUAGCAUUGCUAGCCUUUUGCAUGGUCUUUGCCAAACACAAACUCUCAAUCUUUUCUCAGUCUUUCGCUGUAAACAGCCUAAAGAACUGAGUCUGUCUGUACAGUCUUGUGUACCAUACCAUGUAAAUACACAACCGUAAAAGGAACAAAGCAAACUAUUGAAUAUUUUAUAAGCUGCAUGAAGUGUAAACUUUCAUUUGUACUUCCAUUUUUAAGUAUUAUGUUUUAACGUUUUUAUAUUAUGCGUAUAGUUGAAGCUUUUUUUCUUUUUAACUUCUCCCUUACUGUAGUCUUUUCAAAUAUGACUAGGAAUUCUCGUAGCUUUUGAGGCACUAGGUUUAUUUUAGCUAUAUUUUGUUUGGAAAUUGGUAAACCCCAAGUCUCUGGUGUACAAAAAAAAACUAAAUUAAUUUUAUUUCUAAAUAACUUAAGCUUUUGAUGCACAAUAAUAAAAUUUGACCAAUUUUAAGUGCCAAAAUUAAGAAAAACGGCUUCCAGUUUGUGUUGAAUGUUCAUUUAGCUUUUUAGCCGCGUCUUGGUAGUCUGCUAAAAAGUUUUGUGCACCUUUCCCCAUUACUUUAUAGCACUUAAUGUGUUUCGACACACUAAAAUAAGAGUCCAUCCUUCUAGUAAAUGUGACCUAAUGGUCUUUUAAGUUAGUUUGUGUGAGCCACGAAUAAGCUUUCGAAUCCUUGUUCUUAUGCGCUAUGCAAUAAGCCACACAUCCAAGGCAAAGCGUUUCUAUACGUCUGACCGAGGACGGUCCCAAGUAGGAACUUUAAAUCCCAUUUUCUGUAGAGUAACAAGUAUGUUGUCCUACUUUUAUUUCCAAAGUCUAACUGAAGCAGGGUUAUCGUGCAGCUGUAGAGUCUUAAAAGUUAAGAGUUGUCUUUGUGUGUGUGUGUGUGUGUGUUUGUGUGUGUAUGAGAGAGAGAAUUUCAAGUGCAGGUUAUUCUAUCAAUAACAGUAUGUAACUCUUCCAGUAUCGCUCUGCGGGUUGUUACUGUGCGUUUAAAACCCCAGCGAUGACCAAUCAGUUCUUGCGUUGCAGUAUCUCCGCAUUCUAGAUGUUUCCCCAUUGGCUUGUUAGCUAUAUACCUCAGAAAUGGUUUUAUAUAAGAAGUAUUCAAAGCUAUUUUAUUUUCAUAUGCCAAAAGACUCACUUCUGUGUUCAACAGUUUUGCUGUGUGUAUAGACCGGUAGCACUGUUUAAAGGCGGUAAA
This is a messenger RNA of Danio rerio (zebrafish), 4376 nucleotides long. The record is from RefSeq and is a predicted model, not a curated record. Lineage: Eukaryota; Metazoa; Chordata; Actinopteri; Cypriniformes; Danionidae.